ACGACUCCCAUCAACCACGACUCCCUCCACCCUCCGCCCUCCGCCCUCCGCCCUCCACGCCACCAUGCAGCGCAGACAGAGCGCCCGAGGCGAAUGGAUCCCCACCGAGGGCCAGUGGCCAGUCGACCCCCAGCACCACGUCGACGUCUCGGACCAGCGCAUCUGGGUCGACGGCUGCUUCGACUUUGCCCACCACGGCCAUGCCGGCGCCAUGCUGCAGGCCCGCCAGCUCGGCCAAGAGCUCUACGUCGGCGUGCACUCGGACGAGGCCAUUCUCGAGAACAAGGGCCCCACGGUCAUGCGCCUGGACGAGCGGUAUUCAAUCUCGGUACGCUAUACCACCAAACUUCCCGCUGACAGUCAUAGUGUCACGGCCGUCGAGGCCUGCCGCUGGGCCACCAAAGCCAUUCCGCGAGCCCCCUACGUCACGUCGCUGCCCUGGAUCACCCACUACGGCUGCCAGUACGUCGUCCACGGCGAUGACAUCACCUCGGACAGCGACGGCCGCGACUGCUACCGCUACGUCAAGCAGGCCGGCCGCUUCAAGGUUGUCAAGCGCACUCCGGGCAUCUCGACGACCGACCUCGUUGGCCGCAUGCUGCUGUGCACAAAGUCGCACUUUAUCCCCUCGCUCGAAAAGAGGCUGUCGGGCGACGAAGGGCCCGGCGACGAGGCAGAGCGUACAAAGGCUGGCCAGGAAAUGCUGCAGCGCAUCAAGGACUAUGCCACGGAUGCCACUGGCCGCGCCCCGGGUUGCGAUGUGUGGUACUGGCAUGCCUCGCGUCCCGUCAAGCUGCGCAGAACCACCACCACCGCCACCGUAACCAGCCCCACCCGGCCCGGCGCGCAUCGCCAAGAAUCCCCCACUUCGCCCGUAGCACCCGUCAAGGAGGAAAAGGGCAAGUUCCACCAGCUCGUCCAGGGCAAGGGCGUCAAGCCAGGCCAGUCGGUCGUCUAUGUCGACGGAGGCUGGGAUCUCUUCUCGUCGGGCCACAUUGAAUUCCUCCGCUCCGUCACACAGGCCGAAGAGCAUCGCGCCAGGGACAAUGGAUGGUACACGGAAGAGGCCAAGAAGGAGCGCGUGGAGAAGACGGGCGACGACUAUGGCCCCGUCUUUUUGAUUGCGGGCGUCCACGACGACGAGGUUAUCAACCACUGGAAAGGCAUCAACUACCCCAUCAUGAACAUUUUUGAGCGCGGCCUGUGCGUUUUGCAGUGCAAGUACGUCCAUGCCACCAUCUUCGGCUCGCCCUUCUCCCUCAGCAAGGCCUUCCUCCAGGCACUGCCCUACUCGGAGCCCCUCACCGUCUACCACGGCAAAACCACCUUUAUGCCCCUCCAGUUCGACCCCUAUGCCGUCCCCAAGUCGAUGAACAUUUACCGUGAGAUUGCCGACCAUGGCUUCCAAAACGUCAAUGCCGCCGAGAUUGUAGCCAGAAUCAUGAAGGGCCGAGCACUAUACGAAGAGCGACAGCGCAAGAAGGGUGAAAAGGGCAUUACCGAGGACGCUGAGAAGCUCCGGCAAGAAAUGGAGAGGGAGCAGAAGAGAAGGGAGGUUGAGGGUCAGUUUGGUCUAUAGUAGACGUGGGCCAAGAUAGAGCGUAUGCUAUCGUGGUUAAUAAACCACAGCUAUAUCCUACCUCACUUUCACUUUGGUGUUCAAAGUUGCGAAUCAUGUUGCACUGUAUAUAGCACUCCUCCA
This is a messenger RNA of Exserohilum turcica Et28A, 1702 nucleotides long. RefSeq lists its product as uncharacterized. The transcript is spliced from 4 exons. Gene Ontology annotation, biological process: phosphatidylethanolamine biosynthetic process. Bases 65 to 1579 code for a protein of 504 amino acids. Gene Ontology annotation, molecular function: ethanolamine-phosphate cytidylyltransferase activity. Lineage: Eukaryota; Fungi; Ascomycota; Dothideomycetes; Pleosporales; Pleosporaceae. The record is from RefSeq and is a predicted model, not a curated record. Gene Ontology annotation, cellular component: cytoplasm.